CUAGUAUAUUUUUGUUCUCCAGGUUCCAAGAUGGCGCAGGGCGGGUGCGUGAACAAAGCCUUCGAGGGCGCCGACGACGGCUUCCACACUAUCGACCUCCGCGCCAACCGCGACGAGCGCCACGACAGAUUGCACCCGCCGGACCCAGAGCCGCCCUCGGACGGGCCCGCGGCGUCCCCGGACAAGCCCCGGGCCUUAGACUGCGGCUGGGGCGUGUUCCGGCCCGCCUGGCUGCAGCGCUUCCGCACAGCCAAGUGGGCGCUGUUCUGGCUGUGCUGGGCAGGCGCUAUACAGGGUAUGGUGGUGAACGGGUUCGUGAACGUCGUCAUCACCACCAUCGAGAAGAGGUUCGGGCUGCGCUCCAUGCAGACGGGCGUCAUCGCUGGCGGAUACGACAUGGCCUCCUUCGCGUGCCUGGCGCCCGUGACCUACCUGGGCGGGCGGGGCUCCGCGUCCAAGCCUCGCUGGUUAGGCUGGGGCGUGCUGCUGAUGGGCGCGGGGUCUCUACUCUUCGCGCUGCCGCACUUCCUCGUGGCUCCAUAUAGAGUGGCGGGCGAGGAGCCUGAAGAUGUCUGCGCUGUCAAUCAGACUGUGUCCAGCCACCGCUGCCAGGGCCCGGCGGCGGCGGAGAGCGGCUCGUGGGCGGUGGUGGUGUUUGUGGCGGCGCAGCUGCUGCACGGCGCCGGCGCCACGCCGCUGUUCACGCUUGGCGUCACGUACAUCGACGAGAACGUGUCCAAGAAGAUGUCCUCAGUGUACUUGGGCGUGUACUACACGAUGGCAGUGGUGGGCCCAGCGCUGGGCUACGUGCUCGGAGGACAGAUGCUGAAGAUCUACACGGACUUCGUCACCGUCGACUCUGACACGUUGGGAAUCACUCCGGCGAGCUCGGUGUGGAUUGGUGCGUGGUGGGUGGGAUUCAUUCUAUCAGCCGUACUGUGCCUCAUCGUCGCUGUCCCACUGCUGGCCUUCCCUUAUGAGCUGCCAGGUGCCGACGAAAUCCGAGCGUCAAAAGUUUCCGAAGCCCACGAGGGCGCGGCGUCCAAGUCAGCGGCUUUCAGCGCUCUCCACGAGCUGCCGCGCGCCGCUGCAGCGCUGCUGCGGAAUCCCACGUUCCUGUUCCUGAAUCUAGCAGGUGCCAGCGAGGGCAUGCUCAUAUCGGGCUUCGCUGCGUUCCUGCCUAAGCUUAUUGAGAAUCAGUUCGCGGUUAGCGCUUCUGAAGCGGCGCUACUUUUAGGAGUGAUAACGGUGCCAGCGGGCGGUGGCGGCACGUUCGCGGGCGGCUGGCUGGUGAAGCGCUGGCGGCUGUCGUGCGCCGGCAUCAUCCGGCUGUGCGUAGCGGCCACCGUCAUUGCCGCUGUCUUCACCGUCAGCUUCGUGCUAACAUGCGACGACUACCCCUUUGCGGGUGUCACGGUGCGGUACAACUCGCCUGCUGUGCCGGGCGGCGACCGGCUUUCCGCCAGCUGCAACUCAGGCUGCGGCUGCGCGGACUCCCGCUACGCGCCGGUGUGCGGCGCCGACGGCGUCGUGUACUACUCAGCCUGCCACGCCGGCUGUCACGAGCGAACGCUGGCCGGCACCGCGCAGCUGUUCCGACGCUGCGACUGUAUAGCGCCGAUAAACGGGACGCUGCCCACAUACAAGCUUGAUGGAGCGAACUCGUCGACGUCGUACGAAGCCAUCAACAGCCCGUGCAGCACGGACUGCCCGUACCUGUGGCUGUUCGUGUUCCUGUCCUUCUGCGUCAUGCUGUUCACCUUCCUCGCCACCAUGCCCGCGCUCUCCGCUACUUUGAGAUGCGUGCGGGAAGACCAGCGCUCGUUCGCGCUGGGCAUCCAGUGGAUCAAGGUGCGUCUGCUGGGCACCAUCCCCGCGCCGCUGCUGUUCGGCUUCCUCAUCGACCUGUCCUGCUCGCUGUGGGACCAGGCCUGUGGCGCCACUGGUGCCUGCUUGUUGUAUGACAACGUCAACAUGAGCAGAUACAUGUUGGCUCUGGCGCUAAUCGGAAAGCUCUGCUCCGUUCUCUUCUUCUUCCUUGCGUGGUGGUUCUACCGCCCGCCUGGCGGAAAGAGCGGCAACGCCAUAGUACCGUCGGUGGACCUCGUGGUCCGCGGCGAGAAGACCAACGGCAACGUCGGCAACGUUGCGAACGGGACCAACGUCGUGAACGGCAACGGCGUUGCCAACGGGAACGUCACUAGCAACGGGUAUUGUAACGCAGCUUUAGAGUGUAGCGAGCAUCUAUAAGUAUGUAGAUUAUGUGACCGUAAUGAUUUUGAUGGUGACUGGAAUACCAAAUGGUAAUUGAGUAUGAAAUCUCAGUAGCUGGUGUGGUUGGUGUUCGAAAAAGUUUUCACUUGCGUUUUUGGAAGAAUGCUCUGUCAGCAUUAGUAACAGUGAGAGCUUCUUAUCUAUUUAACGGAAGGAAUAGUCCAGUCAAUAAAGCAUUAUAGAUGGAAAACUAUA
Messenger RNA from Ostrinia furnacalis (Asian corn borer), 2469 nucleotides. RefSeq names its product Organic anion transporting polypeptide 26F. The coding region runs from base 31 to 2250 and encodes 739 amino acids. Gene Ontology annotation, biological process: transmembrane transport; sodium-independent organic anion transport. NCBI's taxonomy places the organism in Eukaryota, Metazoa, Arthropoda, Insecta, Lepidoptera, Crambidae. The record is from RefSeq and is a predicted model, not a curated record. Gene Ontology annotation, cellular component: basolateral plasma membrane. Gene Ontology annotation, molecular function: protein binding. The transcript is spliced from 13 exons.